UGGGCAGUGAUGUGGGUGCCCUCUGUUCAGCGUGCCACGUAUCUGCCCCUCCUAGCUUGCCCAGGAGUGCCGUUAGGAGUGCCACCGAGGACGUAGUUGAUACUCUAAAAGGAAGAUAAACCAGUCAAAUAUACGAAGAAAUCCUGCAAACGAGGAGACAGAGCCACAGAGGUUUGGUGGGACGAAGAAUAGCCUUUGGGACAACACUUUUGGCACCUUUUCAGUGUGUGUCAACGGGUAGCAAGUGUCAAAACCCGGCGGGCCACACCUCAGCGCCUUGCAGGAUGCUGGCGUCAGUGAGAUAUGCCUUCCUCCUUCUCCUGGCCAUCACCAUUACUUCUUGUGCCGAGGAUGAGGUGGUAGAGACCUUGACUGAGGCCCCCCCAACCACCACCACCUCCACUCCUGCCUCCUCGCACCCCAACAUCGCCUUCGACUUCUUGUACAAGGAGGGCGUGUCCAAGUACCUACAGGAGGAAUGGGAGGACUGCGUCAAUAACCUGAAGCUGGCACUGAAGGGAUGGCACUACUGGAACAACUACACCGCCAGGUGUCGAAGGAACUGUAGCCACGAGGCCAGCCUGGUGCCGCUGCUGUCCAAUCACUUGAAUGAGGAGGAUCGGUACUUUGAGCGCACGCUGCACAGCACACUCUGCCUCGUCAAGUGCAAACGGGACGCGUUUGGUUCCCAGUAUGACCGCACGUUUGAGAGCAACGUCAUUCAUGAUUUCAGGAUACGGAAGCCGUACGACUACCUGCAGCUGUGCUACUUCAAGCUGGGAAAGGUGAAGGAGGCUGCCGACGCCUCUGCAACAGUCCUGGCGGUGGAGCCGGACCACAAAGUAAUGAUAGACAACCUGAAGUACUACCUGGAGGAGGGGAACAUCAAGCCGGAUACCGUGGUGAACAUGGAACUGAAGCCCUAUGGAGAAGAGUACAUCCGGGGAACACUGGCUUACCAGGAUAACGACUUUGACCUCACCAUCACCCACAUGGAGAAGAGCCUCGAGCUGUUUUACGAGGAGUACGAGAACUGCCGCUUCCUCUGUGAGAGUCCCUUCGACCAGGGCUGGUUCCCGGACUUUGUAUCCUCCAUAGCCAACCACUUCACCUUCACCCUCCGCUGCAAGAGGAGGUGUUUCUGGCAGCUCAGCGACCUUUACGGGGAGAUUGACGACACCUUCCUGGCCUCACACUUUGACUACCUCCAGUACUCAUAUUUCCAGAAGGAGCAGACAGCAAAGGCGUGUGAAGCCGUCGCCUCAUUCCUCACCCUUUUGCCGGAUGAGGAGGUGCAGAACCGCAACAAAGAGUUCUACCUGGCACUGGAUGAGGUCACCGAAGACAUGUUUGUGCCGAGAAAGGAGGUUGUGGCCUUGAAGGAGCGCGAGGACUACGAGGAGAGUCUGCUGCAGCUGAUUGAAACAAACUUUGCCUUCCUGACAGACGAGUUUUGGGCAGAAGACGAUGAGGUAUCGCCAGCUGAUCAGGUUGGUGAAGGGGGAGGUGAGGUCUCUAACGCAACCACCACCACCACGGCCGCAGAGCUGGACGCAAGCUCUGUCAUUGUGGGCACUGUGGAGACUGUGAAUGAGGAUCUAUCUCAUAUAAUAAUAAUAACAAUAAUAGUAAUAAUGAUAACCACUAAGGGAUUUCCACCAUUCCAGCUCCAAAUCAAGGGAGUGUCCAAGGAGGUCCUGAGCUUCCGCAGCCGAGUGGUGGGUCAGCUGAAGAACCUGGCCAAGCUGGACAUCACGCUGGUGGAGGGGGAGUGGGGCGGCAAGGACAGGGUGGUGGCUGACGGCCUGGCCUCCACCCUCGAGUGUAUGGUGCUGACGGAGCUGACCAGGUUGGCGGCCGUGGAGGGGGAUGGUUACAAGCACGGCUACUCUCCCCACACCCCUGCCGAGGAAUUCCAGGGCAUCACGCUGGGCAGGGCCGGAUUGAUGGUUCAUGCCGGCCUCAUCGACAAGACGGCCCUGGAACUGAUCCUGAAGGUGACUGACCGCUGCAGGGACUACGUGGAGCGACACUUCCGUCUGUCUCGCCCGUUGUACUAUGCCUUCACCCACCUGGUCUGCCGCACCGCCAAGCCGGAGAUGAGCCACAACCGCUCCAGCACCGACCUGAGCCACGAGGUGCAUGUGGAUAACUGCAUUCUUCAGGACUCUGGGGAAUGCCUGCGAGUGCCUCCUGCCUACACCUACAGGGACUACAGUGCAAUCUUGUACCUGAAUGACGAGUUUGAGGGCGGCGAGUUUAUCUUCACACGGGACAAGUCAGGACUCACCUACGAGUCGCUGGUUCAACCCCAGUGCGGGCGGCUGGUGGGGUUCACAUCCGGCCCCGAGAAUCCCCAUGGUGUACGGCCAGUGUGGCGGGGGACGAGGUGUGCGCUGGGGCUCUGGUUCACACACGACGCCAAGCACAACGAGGUGGAGCGCACACUGGCAGCAAUGUUCUUGGAGAAGCUGAACGCUGCUGCCACUGAGGGGGAUAGGUAGACAUUAGGGAGGCAGUGGCGGUGGUAAUGGUUGUAGUUCUCUUUGUUUAGACAGUCAUACCUUGGUUUACGAGUUUGAUUUGUUUUUCCUUCGCACACCAAAAAACUCGUAAACCAAAAGGAACGCACACUGUAGUCCUGAAAACUCAAAGAUCGCACACUAGAGCAUGAACGUAAGCUGACACAAGGACGUGGGUGCUACCUCUGUGAGUGUACAGUGCGGACUGAGACCCCAUUCCCAUUGUUUUCCACUCUGAGCACUCUCGUCUUGCAGCAAACAAUGGGAACCCACGCUCACAUCUUCAACUUGUACUAACAGGAUGCUCAUACACCAAGUUGCCGCUCAUAAACCAAGGCAUUUUUAGUGAUUUUAUUUUGCUCUUAAAUCAAAACACUCGUAAAGUAAGACACUCGUAAACUAAGGUAUUACUGUAUUCGUAUUUGUAUUUACUUUGUGUGUUAUAGUCUGUUCACUCAAGUCUGACCCAAGCUGACAACAUAAACCUAAGCGUGUUCGUAAGCACAGUGCAGAUUACCAGAAAGUGCUGCGUGAGAUAAACACAAACAGAGGUUAAAGAAAACUUGGAAGCCAUAGCAGUAACCAAUCAGCACUCAGCUUGCAAACACGCUUAGGUUUAUGUUGUCAGCUUGGGUCGGACUUAAGUGAACAGACUUUAGUUAGUUAGGGGGCAGUGGUAGAGGGUAGUAGAAGUUCUCUUUUGUUUUUUUUACAGUGAAGGAAGCAGCUCAAGGGCAAAAAAUAAUAAAGGAAAAAAAGCCGGCUAGUCACUGCUCUAUAAAAUGAAGUAUAGAGGAGCUUGUUCUGUAUUUAUUUAUUUUUGUCUAUGUAUUCAUUGUUAUUUUGUGAGUUAGUUAGUUAGGGGAGGUAGUGGUAGUGGUAGUGGUAGUUCUGUUACAUCCACUUUUAUUUCUUCAUAUGUGUAUUCUUAUUUACUUAUAUUGUGUGCAAGGGGAAGAUCUAGGUAGAGGUUAGCAAAGGCAGAGACUGAGACUUUGGUUGUGUUGAUUUUUGCUUGUAUAUUUAUUCUCAUCAGAGAGAGAGAGAGAGAGAGAGAGAGAGAGAGAGAGAGAGAGAGAGAGAUUUACAUAGAUUUACAUAGAUAUUCAGACCACACCGACCCUAUGGAGAGAGAGAGAGAGAGAGAGAGAGAGAGAGAUUUAUAUAGAUAUUCAGACCACACAGACCCCAUGAGAGAGAGAGAGAGAGAGAGAGAGAGAGAGAUUUAUAUAGAUAUUCAGACCACACAGACCCCAUGUGAGAGAGAGAGAGAGAAACAAACAUACUCACUCACAUAGCUACAGAAAUAAUUAAUAAAGGAAAUUCUAUCUUUGUAAUUUUAUUUUGUAAGAUAAUUGAGAAUAAAAAAUAUACAUGAUUGCGUCUUGA
This is a messenger RNA of Eriocheir sinensis (Chinese mitten crab), 3911 nucleotides long. RefSeq names its product prolyl 3-hydroxylase 1-like. The record is from RefSeq and is a predicted model, not a curated record. Gene Ontology annotation, molecular function: L-ascorbic acid binding; iron ion binding; oxidoreductase activity, acting on paired donors, with incorporation or reduction of molecular oxygen. Gene Ontology annotation, biological process: collagen metabolic process. The transcript has 15 exons. Bases 285 to 2504 code for a protein of 739 amino acids. Lineage: Eukaryota; Metazoa; Arthropoda; Malacostraca; Decapoda; Varunidae.